Molecule: messenger RNA, 2773 nt
Organism: Gallus gallus (chicken)
Lineage: Eukaryota; Metazoa; Chordata; Aves; Galliformes; Phasianidae
Exons: 7
Coding region: 1961-2773 (270 amino acids)
Source: RefSeq, a predicted model, not a curated record
GGGCCCGCCCGGCUCUCCCCUCAGCCGGCGCCGCUCCCUACCCGGGCGGCCCCGCACGGCCCCGCCGCUGCAGCCGCUGUGCGCCGGAGCUGUCCGGGCAGCCCCGAGCCGGAAGUGCGGCACGACGGGAGCGGUGCUGAGGACAGCGGCGCCGGAGGUGUGCGGGAGAACGGCUCCGGGACGGGGCCAGGGAGCGGAACCGUGCGCGGCCCUCCCCUCGGCCGUGGGAGAAUAUGCGGCUCUCGGGAGGGAUGUGGGCUAAUGGGGGCCUUUAGGGCUGUGCGGGUCUGAUGGGAGGAUCCGGGGCUCUAGGGGGCUGUGGUGAGGCUAUAAGGAGGCUGUGGGGGCCAUGGGAGCAUCUAGGGAGAUACGUGAGUGUAGGGCGUGUCUGGGGGCUGUGGGCCUAUAGGAAGGGAGGUGUGGGGAGGCUUGAGGGAGGAUGUGGGGCUCUAGAAAGCUGUGUGGCACUAAGGAAGGGGUCUAAAUUUGCUGUGGGGGGGUGUUUGGGAAGUGCUGUUGAAUCAUGUCCUGAAGCUCUGAUUGCCCACUUGAGGCCAGCCCUGAGUGAGCCGUGGGAGCCCAGGUGAAGGCAAUCCAGCUGUGUGAGUGGAAGGGCUGGAGCCAGGCUGCAGCUCUCCUAGAGCCUGCUGAGGGGCUGACUGCCCCUGGGGAAGGAUCUCUUUCUGGAGAUGGCUCCUCUGGGAGUUUUUUCUUCAUGUAUUUCCAGCUCUCCCUUUCCAACGUGAUCAUCUUUCUAGCUGUGCGAUCUGUGGGCACCGGCCUAAGCGCAGCGCUGUGUAUCUCUGUUGCUCAUCCAGGGGGAUAUAGGAGACUGGGGCUGGUUGGCUCUAGUGGGGACAGAAUCCUAGAAUAUGUCAAUCUCUCCUCGUUUGGUUUCUGUUAGGACGGGGGGAAGGGGAGCGGCGUGAAGCUGCGUGCAUUCCCUGCUGCGCGGCUGUGCUGGCAGCGGUGCGGUUGGUUUGUUUUUUUCUGCUUGGGAGGGUGGGAAGGAGCUCAGCAGGCCUGGCUCGGGGCCUGCUGGCCCUAAGGAGACCUGUCUGGGCCCAGCCUUUCAUGCUUUGGUCAGUUUGGCAAUGGCAGUGUGUAUCUGUGUGGGGAAAGGAGUGUGUGUAGCAAUGGUGGUACUUGAUGGUACAAUGGUGGAGGAAGACACGGUUUGUCUUUUUCACUGUCGUAUGGAGACACUCAGGUGAGAAAGCGUUGUGCUUUAUGGCACAGUUUCCUUGGGCAAAGGCUUCUUUGGCAGCAGAAGCUUGGUGCCAGGAGGCAUGAAAGCACUGAAGCAAAUGCUGCUGUGCAGUGGGCCCGGAGACAUCAGCUCCCAGCACGUCCCUGGCGGUGGAUGUGUGCACGCUCUGUGUCUGUCAGUGAUUGCUCCAAAGGCUUUGUAGUCAGCUGUGCGUGGCUGUUUUCUUUUUAGGGCGUGGGGACAGAGGGCAACUCGCUGAUGGGAGUGAUGGUGUCCUGCUCGGAAGUGGAUGUGCUGGGUGGCAGAAGAGGAUUCGUGGCCGAGUGUGGAAAAUCUCUCUGCUCCUUCCUGAAGGGAUGUGGACUGUCAAAAUGAUAUCCGAGAAGUAGGUGUAAAGGAAGCCUCUACUUUCUAAAUAGUCUGGAUUGCCACCUUCAGCUCCUUUGACACCAUCUCCAAAGACAUCAGGACUGAGGAGGGGACCGUGACUCUGCAGUGGCCGGUGUUUCACCUCUCUGCAAACCUGAUAGCCACGCACCACCUCAAGAACCCGCAGGGAGUCCCUACCCGCCCAUAGGAAGGUGGAGCCGCUGAAAUACAGCAAGGUGGCCACAGCUGCCUCUGUGACCUGGCAGAGAGCAAAGAUGUGCAUCCAAAGCACCGUGUCCCUGAUCUCAGGCUGUCUGAAGAAUGGCGAGAACGUUGCCAUUGUCCUAAAGGGCAUCGGGGUGCUCCACAUUGACCCUUCAAAUGAAAUUCUACCGCGACUUCCUCGAGAAGCUGUCAGGCAAAGAGAAAUUCAGAAGAGCUCUUCUCAAGGCCCCCUGGCUGCUGGACAUGGUGGCGUCCCGAGCGGCACCGGUGGCCUCCCUGGCGCUCUCUGGCUGCCUUGUCGUCUUUCCCGAGUUUCAAAUGGAGUUUGUGCCCAAACCACCACCCGGCAUAUACCGCAAGUCCUCAGGAAGCGUCCCUGCUGAGGGGAAACCAAAGAAAGAAGAGGCUUUGCCACCUCUCGUCCAAGAGGGCAAGAAAGUGAGAUUUGCUGGCACGCCAACCUUCAUCAAACGCUUGAGCUCGGCAAGCGUAGAUGCAGGAGAAUUCAGAAAGAUAAGGAGCUUGCUGCGGAAGGACAGCUCUACAUUCAGUCUGCUGCCAGCGAUCUGCGCAGUGCCUGAAGCCCAAAAGCAGCCGCUGACCUGCCAGCUGCAGGGCCAGGCAGGAACCAAAGGCCAAGAAGACCGGGGCCGAGCGCUGGGAACAAAACGCGUGAGCUUCCGUGAGGAAGACCUGGAAGCGGAAACGUUCCAAGGCCAAGAAUCCAGGCUACCACUGCUGCACUGCGACUCAGUGCAACUUCUCAGGCAGAGGGCUAAGAAGAGCAGGCCAGUGCACAAAGAACCUGAGGAGGUGGCUGCAGCAGCAUCUCAGAGUGAGGCCAGCCAGCCUGCAGAGUCCUCCGCCGACAGAGCGGGAGUGCUGCCACCGAUAAACCAAGUAACACAGUCUCCGCAGCGUCAGCCUCCAAACACCAAAGCCCCACCCCGCAGGAAGGCCACCCGCUAA